Messenger RNA from Caenorhabditis remanei, 939 nucleotides. RefSeq lists its product as uncharacterized. NCBI's taxonomy places the organism in Eukaryota, Metazoa, Nematoda, Chromadorea, Rhabditida, Rhabditidae. The record is from RefSeq and is a predicted model, not a curated record. The transcript has 6 exons. Bases 1 to 939 code for a protein of 312 amino acids.
AUGUGUCGGUCGUCAUUGCAAUCUAAUGUAAUUUCCGAUUCUGUAAAAUGCUACUCCAAAAUUCACGACUAUCAUUUCAUUCUGGUUCGAGACUCGGACUAUAUUGCAUGUAACCAUAAAGAUAAAUUUUUCCGUCGUCAUUGCAUUACUGCACAAAUCCUCCCGAAGUAUGAUGCCGUAAUGUUUCUUGAUGCAGACAUUGGUGUCGUUAAUCCAAAACGAAAAAUCGAAGAGUUUCUGAGCGAUGAAAUCGACGUGGUGUUAUACUACAGAUUCUAUAAUUGGGAGAUCGCAGCAGGUUCCUAUAUUGUCAAAAAUACUCCAUACGCAUUGGAAUUUUUGAAAGAAUGGGCAGACUAUGAAUCAAAACUACCAAAAAGUUUCCAUGGAACAGAUAAUGGAGCGAUUCAUCUUCUACUAGCGGAGAAGAUUUUUACAAGUUCCGAUGUUGAACUUGAAAUGUGUCGAAAAGUCUACAAUAUUUCAAAAUGGUACGACGAUCUCUUCACUUACGAAGCUUGUAUCAAAAACAUGUUCGGAUCUGGUACUGACUUUGGGAAAAUUCGAAUCAUGAAAAAGGGAACCGGGUGGACAAGGGAUUGCUGGCUGACGAGUUGCCAAUGGCAUCCAGAAACAGAUUUUAUGCUUCAUGGCUGGAAAAGUGGACAGCUCAAAGAGACACCAGUAAACAAGACACGACCAAACCAAAUGAGUCGAAUCCAAUGGUAUAACCCGUUCCUCGGCCCGAUGGAUCUUUUGAGAUGCAAUCCAGAAAACACUACCUGGUCUUAUAAUCUCAACUUGCUAGGAAGUAAAUUUGAAAUAACGAACAGUUUGAGGAAAUAUGAAGAGGAAAUUGCAAUGAUGCAGGCAAAAUCGUACGCGAGGAUUGUGAAUUUGUUGGAGCCAAAUAAAAACACUACGGAGAAACCCAAAUGA